Messenger RNA from Amblyraja radiata (thorny skate), 1503 nucleotides. It is a transcript of the gene tmem150b, whose product is annotated as transmembrane protein 150B. The coding region runs from base 241 to 789 and encodes 182 amino acids. The transcript is spliced from 6 exons. Gene Ontology annotation, cellular component: plasma membrane. The record is from RefSeq and is a predicted model, not a curated record. Lineage: Eukaryota; Metazoa; Chordata; Chondrichthyes; Rajiformes; Rajidae.
AUCGCAGUGAAUCCUAGUCCCGACCCUCAUGAAAGACGGGGUUUGGCAUUGGAUGGGGGGGAGCCCCACAUGGCUGAGUGUGCCUCUUUAAAUGAGGUAAAGGAUGAGAUUUGUGGAGUUUAAUCUGGUAAAGACAUUCCAAAGAGGGCAAGACAGAUUAUUGCUGCUGCAGGAUGUGGGUAUGGGCGCUGCUCCCCAUCUUCUUGGCCAUCAUCGCCACAGGAGGUAUCUGGGCCGUGUAUGGGAUGGCGGUGGUCAAUGGGUCAGUCAACAUCACCGUGGAGUUCCCCUACAUCAGUGACCUGGGUUUGCAUCAUCAGGUACCAGCAGGUGGUGGACUAUGGGUAUCAAUCCUCCCUCAACAUCCUCAGCUUGGUGGCUGGUUGUCUUUGUGCACUGGGCGGCUCACUGGUGGGAAAUUUCCAGACUGUCAACCAGAUCUAUGUCCACCUGCUUGGAGCGUUCCUGUCGUUCUUCAUCGGCAACCUGUAUUUCUGGCUGCAGGUGGUGCUGAUGUACAGGCUCAAGCCCAGGCACGGGGGAUGCUGGGUUGGCCCUCUGAGGAUCAUAUGCAACCUGCUGGUCACGGUUUGCCUCGUCCUAGUGGUGGUGCUGCAUCUGUGGGAGCAUCGGACGGCGGCGGCCAUUUGCGAGUGGGUGGCGGGUAUCGCCCUGCUCUUCCUCUUCGGCCUCUUCGCCGUGGACUUUGGCCACAUCGACGGCCACUACUUCCACGUCAUGAGGGAGAAGAGCGCCAUGCAGACCUCGGUCACCACCCUGGAGCUGUAGCAGCAACAACUGCCCCGGCUGCAAGACAGACGGACGGACUGUGGCCCAGAGCCAAGGCUCCCUCCAUCUGCCUCUACCUCAAUGGAACGUGAGGGGACUGCACAUUUUGCCACGCUCCCUUGAGGACAUUUUGCCACGCUCCCUUGAGGACAUUUUACCACACUGCCUUGGUGGAGGACAUUUCACCACGCUCCCUUGAGGACAUUUUACCACACUGCCUUGGUGGAGGACAUUUCACCAUGCUCCCUUGAGGACAUUUUACCACACUGCCUUGGUGGAGGACAUUUCACCACGCUCCCUUGAGGACAUUUUACCACGGUCCCUUGGUGGAGGACAUUUACCACGGUCCCUUGCUGGAGGAUAUUUUACCACGGUCCCUUGCUGGAGGACAUUUUACCACGGUCCCAUGGUGGAGGACAUUUUACCACAGUCCCUUGGAGAUCAUUUCACCACGCUCCCUUGAAAUACAUUAUUUACUGCACUCCUUUAAAGCAACUCAGGACAUUUCACCACACUCCCUUGAAACAUUAAACCAUGCCAAAAAGGAGCUACAUAAAUGCAGAUUACUACCAGCAUGUAAGAAUCAAUGCAAACCGCAGGUAGUUUUAUGUUACUUGCUAAUAUCAGGGAGAAAUAAUAUCAGUCUUAUGAUUAACAUUCUUAUUUCAUUCCAGUUUUGCUGAUCAGUGUUUGAAUUUGAUAUUUUAGUUUAGU